Thlaspi arvense is the source of this 414-nucleotide messenger RNA. The record is from the annotation of a GenBank genome assembly. Lineage: Eukaryota; Viridiplantae; Streptophyta; Magnoliopsida; Brassicales; Brassicaceae.
AUGGAUGAAAUACGAGAGGCAGCUCGGGCUUAUUGCGACAACUUCUCGGACGAGCAGAAACAACGCGCCUCGCAAUUCUUCCAGUUGCUGGACGCAGACGGAGAUGGCAGAGUUAGCACCCGAGAGUUCUUAGAUUUCCUGCUGAAGGAGGAACGCAUAGCACCAGACCUGGUUCCACAGUUGUUCCAGAAGCUGGACGCGAACGGCGAUGGCGUCCUUGAUUUCUGGGAAUGCAUGACGUUGUACUACAUGACGCGUGCCGGAAGAUUGGUGUUCUGCAAUGGCUGUGGAAGCUAUUUGGAUGGAAUCCGAUUCGCUUGCGUUCCGUGUUUCGGGUCCAACGUUAACGGCAGAGGGAGAGAACUGGAUCCUCCCCCUGGCCUUAAACUCAUUCUAAGUAGUGUUAGAUGUUAA